AUGGUCUCUCUACCAGACGUCCAGUCCUCAAAUGCCCACAUCGCCGACACACUCCCAGCAGGCCUCGUGGCAGUCUUCGUAGGCGCAACAAGCGGCAUCGGCGAAGCAGCCUUAAAAGAGUUCGCCCGCUCAGCACGAUCGCCCCGCGCAUACUUCAUCGGCCGGUCGCAAGAAGCCGCAGCCCGCAUCACAGCCGAAUGCCGACAGCUGAACCCGGAGGGAGAAUUUACCUUCAUCAAAGCGGACGUCAGUUUGAUUCGGAACGUCGACAAGGUCUGUCGCGAGCUUCAAAACAAAGAAAAGAGUAUCAACAUCCUCUUCCUCAGCUGUGGAACUAUUCGUUCCGGAGAAGAUACAUCCGAAGGCCUCCACAUCUUGGGUGCAGCUGCAUACUACGCUCGAACACGAUUCAUCAUCAACCUCCUCCCCAAUCUCAAACAAGCAACGGGCCUACGGCGCGUGGUCAGCGUUCUCGCCGGCGGCCAUGAAGGUCCCAUCGACGUGACUGACUUCCAAGGAAGGACGAUGUCAAUGCUGAAGCUACGUGGACAUGUGGUGUCCAUGACUGAUAUGGUUUUGGAAACACUGGCCGAGCAAGCGCCAGAAGUGUCAUUUAUUAUCGAUUACCCUGGCGCAGUCAAGACGGGCAUUGGGCGCGAGUCCAAUACUUUUCUGACCUGGCUUAUGAAUGUCGUGCUCAUGGUUAUCGGGCCUUUGGUUUACAUCCCGAUUCGGGAGUCCGGGGAGAGACAUCUUUUCUUUGCGACGAGUGCUAAAUAUCCUCCCCGUGUCUGCUUGGAUGCCGCGGGGAAUUCCGCUGGUGUGCCCUUGUCGGAGGAGGUUGAGGUUGCCAGUGGGACGGAUGGGAAGGUUGGGAGUGGUGUUUACACUAUUCACUGGAAUGGAGAGCACGCUGGUCCUAAGGUUGUGAAGUUGUUGGCUGGACUUCGCGCGGAGGGGAUGGCGCAGAAGGUUUGGCAGCAUACGGUUGGUGAAUUUGAUAGAAUCAUAGGGUCGAAGGACGUCUGA
Penicillium roqueforti is the source of this 1029-nucleotide messenger RNA. RefSeq lists its product as uncharacterized. NCBI's taxonomy places the organism in Eukaryota, Fungi, Ascomycota, Eurotiomycetes, Eurotiales, Aspergillaceae. Bases 1 to 1029 code for a protein of 342 amino acids. The record is from RefSeq and is a predicted model, not a curated record. The transcript is spliced from 2 exons. Gene Ontology annotation, biological process: secondary metabolic process.